Messenger RNA from Notothenia coriiceps (black rockcod), 1037 nucleotides. It is a transcript of the gene lsm6, whose product is annotated as LSM6 homolog, U6 small nuclear RNA and mRNA degradation associated. NCBI's taxonomy places the organism in Eukaryota, Metazoa, Chordata, Actinopteri, Perciformes, Nototheniidae. Gene Ontology annotation, cellular component: P-body; nucleolus; sno(s)RNA-containing ribonucleoprotein complex. Gene Ontology annotation, biological process: maturation of SSU-rRNA; mRNA splicing, via spliceosome. Gene Ontology annotation, molecular function: RNA binding. Bases 119 to 361 code for a protein of 80 amino acids. The record is from RefSeq and is a predicted model, not a curated record. The transcript has 4 exons.
GCGCUCUUAAGAGUUUUGUCCUCGCUCGGUCUCCGUAUAGUACACGCCUCUGAUUGGUCAGUUCACGGUCCAUGCAAAAUACAAUCGUUUGGAAGACGUAGCUCGGAUCACAGCAAAGAUGAGUUUGAGAAAGCAGACCCCGAGUGACUUUCUGAAGCAGAUCAUUGGGAGACCUGUGGUGGUCAAACUGAACUCUGGUGUGGAUUACAGAGGUGUCCUGGCCUGCCUGGAUGGUUACAUGAACAUUGCCAUCGAGCAGACUGAGGAGUAUGUCAACGGGCAGCUCAAGAACAAGUAUGGAGAUGCUUUUCUAAGAGGAAACAAUGUCCUUUACAUCAGCACCCAGAAGAGGAAAGUGUAGUGAAGACCCUUGUUUUUUAUUUUUUAUUUUCAGUGUUUGAUAUGUCGGUGGACAACUGUCCUAUGUUGUUGGUUCUGUAAAGCCUGAAUACCUGUGUUUGAUUUUGUCAAAUCGGAAUAUGUUAAUAAAUCCCCAGUUUUGAUUUACAUCUGAUUUGGUGAAUAUUUUUUUGUACGCAUUUUGGUUUGAACUUCGCAAAGAUAACAAUGUUUUUUUUCUUUCCUCAAGUCUUUGUAAAAAUGUUAAUGCUGGGUUUGAGGUAACGGUAUCAUUUCAACAGGCCUUGUUCUCAAAAAGUUUGUUGCUCAUAUCUUUGGAUUUAAUUCUUGAAUUCGGGCUUCUUCACAAGUGCCAGUGGGAUUGUUGCAGGGGAAUACAGAUUUUUGGCUUAAAUCCCUCUAAGUUCAUCCCUGGAGGAAGCAAAUCUACCAAUGUUUUACCACAAGGCUUCAAAGGGAUUAGAACUCAAAUUUGUAAUUUGCCUGUACUAAUUUUGUAGUUGAUCUUGAUACAAAUUGCCUACAGAAAGCAAUUACUGAAUAGCCUGUGUACACAUGUACUUAACAUCCUGCGCUUGCUUUAUAAUUUAAGUAAUUCGAACAGGUGUUUUCAUUAUUGGAAAUAAAAUAAAGCAAGUAUUGUUUCACAUAUUAAAAAGACUGCAUUUCUACUGAAA